UGGAACUUCAGAUUAUAGAUGUUAAUCAAAUAUGAAGUACCAAAAGGGAAUAUAACAUGUUCUGCAAAACUACAGAAGUCAAAUAUACUAUAUAGUAAAACAGCAGUGUGCAGAAGAUGGGACCAUACAUAGUUAACCAAAAAAUAUUAAAAGUAUUAGGCCUUACUCAGAUUUCUAAAAUCAGGGUCCAAUUGAAUUAUGGCCAUAAUUACCUUGAUUUCUUUCUUUGGUCCAUAAUCACCUUAUUACUUUUACCCUCUUGGUUUUCUUCAUUUGGCCAAAGGGCAUGCACUGAUUUACUUAUAUAUCAACUUCCUUUGUUCUUUCAAGUGUUACUCCUCAGCAUCAACAAUGAAUCAUGGCAGACAAAGCUCAAAGAUUCAUCUGGCUAUUGUGAUGUUCUUGAGGACCUUUCUUAUGCCAAGUCAGACACAGAUUCAUGCAAUGAGGCAUGUGGUGAUGAAUCAGAUGAAGAAGUGAGUUUGGAGGAGUUGCUGCAAGAUGGAAAAACAAAGGAGAAAGUUGAAGUAUUGGCUGCAAUGGUUGGACUUGAAACUACUGAUCCAGCAACUGUGCUGAAUGAAGUAGUGAGAGUUCUUAAGGUUUUGAACAAGAUAAAUCAGUAUCAGUUAAGUGCUUAAAUGAGGUUAAGAAUUUCAGUUCUUCUCAUAUGAUGGCCUCAACCAUUUUUUUACUUGUUGAAAUGUGACUUGUGCACUAUUUCUCAUGUCUUUGAAUCUAACACUUAUAAAAUAUUGAGCUUCAUAAUUUUUCAGUUGGUUAUUUCAGCUUUGUAUCUCUCCUUUUCUCAGAAAGUUAACACAAAAAUUUCAUCAUGAACAGUUAAGAAUUUGUGUGAAUAAUUACUUUAAUAAUCCCAACAAGAUCUUCAUGCGAAAAAAUGUUCUGGAUCACAACGAGAAAUAUAUACUGAAAGACAAUAUUAAUAGUUUUGACUUUUUCAUUCUUUAUCAUGCACCAAUAUUUCCAA
Vigna umbellata (rice bean) is the source of this 991-nucleotide messenger RNA. NCBI's taxonomy places the organism in Eukaryota, Viridiplantae, Streptophyta, Magnoliopsida, Fabales, Fabaceae. The record is from RefSeq and is a predicted model, not a curated record.